UCCAUUAUUAUUCGCACUUUAGUGAUUUCCUUCAAACUGCAUCUUUGUUUACGCCAUAAAAGGGACUGGACUCCACAGAGAUUGGCUUUCCCUCCGCCCACACAGAAAAAAGAGAACAGGCUAAUCAUCACGUGAUCGGACAUCAUAAUCCACUCGCUGCCAAAAAUUAACUUCCAUAUCUCAUCGAUACAGGAAUCCGAGACAGAGAAAUGGACCAUCUUCUAUGGCGAAUGUUACCUUUGCUAGCUCUUCUCGCUUCCUUUUUCUACUUCUUUCAGUCCCAAAAGUUGACUUACAAUGACUGCAGCCUCCUUCCUUAUAGCCAUUUCUGGAUAAUUAGCAAGAACAUCGUCACACCACGUGGCGUCAUUUCUGGUGCAGCAGUUGAGGUAAAGGAAGGGAAUAUUGUAUCCGUAGUAAAAGAAGAGGAUUGGCAUGUAAAUUUCAAAAGAGGACAUAUGAUUGAUUAUGGAGAAGUUGUUGUUAUGCCUGGAUUUAUUGACGUGCAUGCACAUCUUGAUGAUCCUGGAAGAACUGAAUGGGAAGGAUUUCCUUCAGGAACUAAAGCAGCUGCUGCUGGAGGCAUUACAACGUUGAUUGACAUGCCUUUAAAUAGCGACCCCUCAACUGUUUCUGUGGAAACUUUGAGACUCAAGCUUGAGGCUGCAGAAAAGAAUAUCUAUGUUGAUGUUGGUUUUUGGGGAGGCUUAGUUCCAGAAAAUGCAUUCAAUGGAAGUUCUCUGGAAGCUCUCCUAAGUGCUGGUGUUCUUGGUUUAAAGUCUUUUAUGUGUCCUUCAGGGAUCAAUGACUUUCCAAUGACCGAUGCCACUCAUAUCAAGGAGGGGCUAUCUGUACUGGCAAAAUACAGAAGGCCUUUACUUGUGCAUGCUGAGAUUCAACAAGAUUCUGAGAGCUACAUAGAAGAUGGUAUGGAUGACCCUCGACAUUAUUCAACAUACCUUAAGACAAGGCCAGCAUCAUGGGAGGAGGCAGCUAUUAGGGAGCUUCUAACAGUAUCAAAGGACACAAGGAUUGGUGGUCCUGCAGAAGGAUCUCAUCUUCACAUUGUUCAUUUGUCUGAUUCAGGUUCUUCCCUACAACUUUUAAAGCAAGCAAAAAGAAGUGGUGACAGUGUGACUGUUGAGACAUGCCCCCAUUACUUAGCCUUUUCAGCAGAAGAGAUUCAGGAUGGGGAUACUCGUUUUAAAUGUGCUCCACCCAUUCGUGAUGCAACCAAUAAAGAAGCACUAUGGAAGGCUCUGCUGAAAGGAGACAUUGACAUGUUGAGUUCCGAUCAUUCACCUACGGUGCCAGAACUCAAACUCCUUAAUGAAGGCAACUUCUUGAGGGCUUGGGGUGGCAUAUCAUCUUUGCAGUUUGUGUUUCCUGUGACGUGGACAUAUGGGCGAAAAUAUGGAGUAACUUUGGAGCAGUUAGCUUUGUGGUGGAGUGAGAGACCUGCUAAGCUUGCUGGACAAGAGUCAAAGGGGGGCAUUGUAGUUGGAAAGCAUGCAGAUAUUGUCAUAUGGGAUCCAAACGCAGAGUUUGACCUCAGUGAUGAUCUUCCUAUAUACAUUAAACAUUCUAGUAUCUCGGCCUACAAGGGAACCAAACUUUCAGGAAAAGUUUUAGCCACUUUUGUUAGAGGAAACCUUGUUUACAGAGAGGGAAAGCAUGCUCCUACUGCUUGUGGUUCUCCUAUCCUUGCAAAAUAAACCGAUGACCCGGAAAUGUUUGCUAUUAGGCGUAAAUCAAGUUGACGUUCGACACUUGGUGCUAUUUAACAAGUUGUGUCAUCUGUAACCUGUUCUGUUCAUCGGCGAUCUCUUCUAUAGCACAAAACAUUUAGGUUCGGAUGUAAAUAAUUCGGGUAUCUGCAACUCAUUGUGAAAUGAAUAUAUGAUUGAAUCGAUCCACUAUCAGACCAUAAGUUAUCAAUUAUCACUGUCACCUCUCAUGAUUACAGGCUAUUGCUAAAGUGGUUUGUUGGAUGCUUUUCCUA
Ricinus communis (castor bean) is the source of this 2002-nucleotide messenger RNA. Its product is annotated as allantoinase. The transcript is spliced from 16 exons. The record is from RefSeq and is a predicted model, not a curated record. Gene Ontology annotation, cellular component: cytoplasm. The coding region runs from base 210 to 1715 and encodes 501 amino acids. Lineage: Eukaryota; Viridiplantae; Streptophyta; Magnoliopsida; Malpighiales; Euphorbiaceae. Gene Ontology annotation, biological process: purine nucleobase catabolic process; allantoin catabolic process. Gene Ontology annotation, molecular function: allantoinase activity; zinc ion binding; cobalt ion binding.